Messenger RNA from Stereum hirsutum FP-91666 SS1, 390 nucleotides. RefSeq lists its product as uncharacterized. Lineage: Eukaryota; Fungi; Basidiomycota; Agaricomycetes; Russulales; Stereaceae. The coding region runs from base 1 to 390 and encodes 129 amino acids. The transcript has 3 exons. The record is from RefSeq and is a predicted model, not a curated record.
AUGUGUGCUUGGAACCAAGACGACCCGCGCAUGCUUUCGACUGAGAUGAUGCCUGACAAAAUCAAGUGCAUGAUCGAGGUUGUUCAUUUUCCGGAAAUGGUCCAGACUUUCGAUGACAAUCAACCUGAUGUGCCCAACCUCUCCGAGGAUGAACACUUUGCUCUGGUCAUCAAAGCCGAAUUCCUCUACGGCUGGGUCGAGCAUCCCUACCUCAUCAGCCCUCCCGCAAUCCUGGACACGAUAUAUAGCGACUGGCUUGGAGGUUUCGGCCCAGACUGGGGGAAUAUGCUUGAAGUCGCACAAUGGUGCCGUCGUCGUCUGCAGGAGAAACUCAGGGACCGUGCAUCACGUCCUGCUCCGAUCGACUUGAACGAUCUGCUUGGCCUGUAG